AUGUCCGGCCCUUUGUUCUGCGCUCGUGCGUGUGUCCGGGUACUUCAGCUCCCUAGCGGUCCGCCUGUCCGUCUGUCUGGCUGCCGGGUCCCUGGAGGGCGCGUGGGAGGGCCGGGCCCGUGCGCCCUCUUCGAUCCUGGGGUGCUCCGGUCCCUCCUCCCCCACUUCCUCCCGGCCGGCCCGCCUCCUCCAAAGUCUCCCGGGCUGAUCAGGUGUGUCUCCUCCUCUGUCCCCUCCCUUCUCUCAGGUCACCAGCACCCUCGGAACCCAGAGGCCCGCGCUCUGAAGGUGACCCCCCUGGGGAGGAAGGCGAUGGCCCCUGCGAGGACGAUGGCCCGCGCCCGCCUCGCCCCGGCCGGCAUCCCUGCCGUCGCCUUGUGGCUUCUGUGCACGCUCGGCCUCCAGGGCACCCAGGCCGGGCCACCGCCCGCGCCCCCUGGGCUGCCCGCGGGAGCCGACUGCCUGAACAGCUUUACCGCCGGGGUGCCUGGCUUCGUGCUGGACACCAAUGCCUCGGUCAGCAACGGAGCCACCUUCCUGGAGUCCCCCACCGUGCGCCGGGGCUGGGACUGCGUGCGCGCCUGCUGCACCACCCAGAACUGCAACUUGGCGCUAGUGGAGCUGCAGCCCGACCGCGGGGAGGACGCCAUCGCCGCCUGCUUCCUCAUCAACUGCCUCUACGAGCAGAACUUCGUGUGCAAGUUCGCGCCCAGGGAGGGCUUCAUCAACUACCUCACGAGGGAAGUGUACCGCUCCUACCGCCAGCUGCGGACCCAGGGCUUUGGAGGGUCUGGGAUCCCCAAGGCCUGGGCAGGCAUAGACUUGAAGGUACAACCCCAGGAACCCCUGGUGCUGAAGGAUGUGGAAAACACAGAUUGGCGCCUACUGCGGGGUGACACGGAUGUCAGGGUAGAGAGGAAAGACCCAAACCAGGUGGAACUGUGGGGACUCAAGGAAGGCACCUACCUGUUCCAGCUGACAGUGACUAGCUCAGACCACCCAGAGGACACGGCCAACGUCACAGUCACUGUGCUGUCCACCAAGCAGACAGAAGACUACUGCCUCGCAUCCAACAAGGUGGGCCGCUGCCGGGGCUCUUUCCCACGCUGGUACUAUGACCCCACGGAGCAGAUCUGCAAGAGUUUCGUUUAUGGAGGCUGCUUGGGCAACAAGAACAACUACCUUCGGGAAGAAGAGUGCAUUCUAGCCUGUCGGGGUGUGCAAGGUGGGCCUUUGAGAGGCAGCUCUGGGGCUCAGGCGACUUUCCCCCAGGGCCCCUCCAUGGAAAGGCGCCAUCCAGUGUGCUCUGGCACCUGUCAGCCCACCCAGUUCCGCUGCAGCAAUGGCUGCUGCAUCGACAGUUUCCUGGAGUGUGACGACACCCCCAACUGCCCCGACGCCUCCGACGAGGCUGCCUGUGAAAAAUACACGAGUGGCUUUGACGAGCUCCAGCGCAUCCAUUUCCCCAGUGACAAAGGGCACUGCGUGGACCUGCCAGACACAGGACUCUGCAAGGAGAGCAUCCCGCGCUGGUACUACAACCCCUUCAGCGAACACUGCGCCCGCUUUACCUAUGGUGGUUGUUAUGGCAACAAGAACAACUUUGAGGAAGAGCAGCAGUGCCUCGAGUCUUGUCGCGGCAUCUCCAAGAAGGAUGUGUUUGGCCUGAGGCGGGAAAUCCCCAUUCCCAGCACAGGCUCUGUGGAGAUGGCUGUCGCAGUGUUCCUGGUCAUCUGCAUUGUGGUGGUGGUAGCCAUCCUGGGUUACUGCUUCUUCAAGAACCAGAGAAAGGACUUCCACGGACACCACCACCACCCACCACCCACCCCUGCCAGCUCCACUGUCUCCACUACCGAGGACACGGAGCACCUGGUCUAUAACCACACCACCCGGCCCCUCUGAGCCUGGGUCUCACCGGCUCUCACCUGGCCCUGCUUCCUGCUUGCCAAGGCAGAGGCCUGGGCUGGGAAAAACUUUGGAACCAGACUCUUGCCUGUUUCCCAGGCCCACUGUGCCUCAGAGACCAGGGCUCCAGCCCCUCUUGGAGAAGUCUCAGCUAAGCUCACGUCCUGAGAAAGCUCAAAGGUUUGGAAGGAGCAGAAAACCCUUGGGCCAGAAGUACCAGACUAGAUGGACCUGCCUGCAUAGGAGUUUGGAGGAAGUUGGAGUUUUGUUUCCUCUGUUCAAAGCUGCCUGUCCCUACCCCAUGGUGCUAGGAAGAGGAGUGGGGUGGUGUCAGACCCUGGAGGCCCCAGCCCUGUCCUCCCGAGCUCCUCUUCCAUGCUGUGCGCCCAGGGCUGGGAGGAAGGACUUCCCUGUGUAGUUUGUGCUGUAAAGAGUUGCUUUUUGUUUAUUUAAUGCUGUGGCAUGGGUGAAGAGGAGGGGAAGAGGCCUGUUUGGCCUCUCUAUCCUCUCUUCCUCUUCCCCCAAGAUUGAGCUCUCUGCCCUUGAUCAGCCCCACCCUGGCCUAGACCAGCAGACAGAGCCAGGAGAGGCUCAGCUGCAUCCCGCAGCCCCCACCCCCAAGGUUCUCCAACAUCACAGCCCAGCCCGCCCACUGGGUAAUAAAAGUGGUUUGUGGGG
Messenger RNA from Pan troglodytes (chimpanzee), 2583 nucleotides. It is a transcript of the gene SPINT1, whose product is annotated as serine peptidase inhibitor, Kunitz type 1. The record is from RefSeq and is a predicted model, not a curated record. Bases 1 to 1902 code for a protein of 633 amino acids. The transcript has 10 exons. Gene Ontology annotation, cellular component: plasma membrane. Gene Ontology annotation, biological process: epithelium development; extracellular matrix organization; epidermis development. Gene Ontology annotation, molecular function: serine-type endopeptidase inhibitor activity; protein binding. Lineage: Eukaryota; Metazoa; Chordata; Mammalia; Primates; Hominidae.